Messenger RNA from Somion occarium, 1387 nucleotides. NCBI's taxonomy places the organism in Eukaryota, Fungi, Basidiomycota, Agaricomycetes, Polyporales, Cerrenaceae. The record is from the annotation of a GenBank genome assembly.
CUCAGAUCAUUCUUGUUCGACGCAGAACUAUGGCAGACAACUAACAGGGCUCAAUCUGGAAGCUACUACGCACCAAGAAAUGCAUUCGAUGCAGCAGAAAUGCAGUGUGAAGUAGUCGGAAGAGACGGUAACUUCCGGGGAUGCGGCACGGCUCUAGAGAACAAAGAGAUCUAGGACAAGGCGAAGCAGAAAUUAAGCUCGUUUAUAAACUAUGUCAAGUCCGAGGACUUCCACCAAUCCUGAAUCAAACGCCUCACCAAGGGCCGUGGGUCCCCGAAAGCAUCCUGCAGAAGAUCCCGCCGACGAAGAGGAACCGUCUAAACAUCCCCGCUCAGCCGACGCCGACUUCUCAGAUGACGUUAAACCUGAAAGACGUGCGGGUGGAAGCUUAUCGCUCACCCCCCAGAUAUUGAACCCUCUCAAGCGAUCUGCCGACGAUGCUGAGACCGAACCUCCGAACCCCGGGGAUAUCGAUAACAGAGCAAUGGAAAAGAUUCGUCUUGAAGUGGAAACCAAUCCAACAGUGGAGCAGCAGAAACUCUCAGGUGAUGCAAGUAGUUCCAUUGAGACUCUUCACAAACGGCCGUUAGCUCAUAAAUCGUCGCCCGACCUAGGUGAUGGCCGUCCACCUGCCAAGCGCAUUCGCGUGAAAGGAGCAAAGCGAUCGAGGAAACCGCAAAAACAACGUGAUGACGCCCUGUUGCUGCCAGUAGAGCUACACCACGAAAUCCUCGAAUUGAUGUGGGAGGACGGCAGCUUUGAGGAUGAUAGACGCGAACUCGUGGGGACGCUACGUGCGUGUGCGCGGACUUGUUCGCGAUGGCGUUCUGCUGCACGUCCGUUCAUCUUUCGUUUCGUCAUGAUCAGACGCCCGAGUCGCCCUCAUUCAAGGAGAUCCACAGAUUGCGGGAUGGAUACAGAAAGUCCGAUUAGACGGAACAUCUAUUCCCAAUGAUGAUUAUCGGCGGAGACCCCUUGGAGCCGUUGAAGAAGACAAGGACCGCUGGAUAUAUGAGUUCCCAUUGAAGAUUGGAGUUCCACUACCAAGUCUCAAACGUCUUGAGCUUACUUGUUUUGCGCAUUUGAGCGAGAAACGCGAGGACCAGGAGGCUUUCGCUCAUUGGAUUAGAGAAUUGGCGGAAUUGCGCUCGGUCGUGGAGCUUAAUAUGCUUCGUUGUGAGAUGAGCUCGAAUAGCCUGACAGCCCUAGUUCGUGCGUUUCCACUGCUGAUCAGGGUUGGAUUCGCCUCCGUCGACUUCAGUGCACAAAAUUCCACAAUAAUUCGGGAGGAAUCACUCCCUCCAAAACCCUCGAGUCGGCGAGAGGGGUCUGGUACCGACAUACCUGACUCAGAAACUGUUUCUGUCAAUGAACCAUCUGUGCGACC